UUCAGUUAACUAACCAGAAACACUGAGACACAGAGGACCGAGACGAGUUCUUCCAUUGGAAUCGAUGAAGGGAUUCCCCUGUUUCAGUUUUUCUUCCAGCCCAAAUUUCCGAAGACUCGUCCUUUCCACCUUAAACAAUCGAACCCAUUUCGUUUUCGAUUCACGGUACCUCCAUUCCUUCCGCCCGCCGGAACGGAAGUCUCCGGCGAGCAAACAGCGCUCCAAGAACUCGCCAAAUCAAAAGCAGAGAGCAACAGAGGACCCACCACAGACAUACAUGAGGGAUAGGAUCUCCGACAUUUACCGGAUCCUCAAGUACUCGACCUGGGACUCUGCCCAGGGCCAGCUCUCCUCGCUGCCCAUCAAAUGGGACUCCUUCACUGUCGCCCAGGUCCUCAAGACUCAUCCCCCGAUGCAGAAAGCAUGGCUCUUCUUCAACUGGGUGGCCCAGGUCAAGGGCUUCAAGCACGACCAGUUCACCUUCACCACGAUGCUCGACAUAUUCGGGGAGGCGGGCCGGGUCUCCUCGAUGCAGCACGUGUUCCGGCUCAUGAGGGAGAAGGGAUUGAAGGUCGACACCGUGACUUACACCUGCUUGAUGCAGUGGGUGUCGAGGUGGCAGGGCGCCGAUGAGGCGGCUCGGGUUUGGGAGGAGAUGAAGGGGAGAGGGUGCCGCCCGACCGUCGUGUCGUACACGGCUUACUUGAAGAUACUGUUCGAACAUGGGAGGGUUGAGGAGGCCAGUGCGGUUUUUCGAGAGAUGAUUGAGUCGGGUUGUGCCCCAAAUUGUCAUACGUACACUGUCCUGAUGGAGUACCUCGUCGGUUGCAGUAAAUAUAAAGAAGCCCUCGACAUAUUUGAGAAGAUGCAAGACGCAGGAUUUCCACCUGAUAAAGCAACCUGCAACAUCUUGGUCGAGAAGUGCUGCAAAGCACGGGAGACACAAACAAUGCUCAAGAUUCUUCAAUACAUGAAAGAAAACCGACUUGUCCUUCGCCACCCAGUAUUCCUCGAAGCCUUAGAAACUCUCCGGAAUGAGGGUCAAAGUGAUGACCUUUUGAGGCAAGUGAACCCUCAGUUUUCAGACGAAUUCAAUGUAGGCCAAGAGGACUCUGAUGUUUCCUGCACGACCGAUAGAGCAGUUCUGUUGAUCCUGUUGAAGAAGCAAAGUCUUGUUCCACUGGACUUUCUUCUCAUCGCAAUUGGAAAUGAAAAUAUACGACUCGACGGGACGAUCGUUUCAAUCAUCAUCGAGGUGAAUUGCUCCCGGGACAGACUUGAGGGUGCACUGUUGGCCUUUCAGUAUGCCAUAAAGUUAGGCUUGAUCUUGGACAAGAGCGCUUACCUUGCCUUGUCGGGCUCUUUAAUUAGGAGGGAUGAAUUCGAAAAGGCAGUUGAUGUCUUUAAAGAAAUGAAUUGGGUCGGACAUUUCCCUGGUCCUUAUCUUGCUGCCCUCUUAAUAUAUAGAUUAGGGAACGCUAGGAGACCGACAUUAGCUGCGAUGGUUUUCAGUUUACUUCCCAAUAACCUCAUAGAUGUAGCCACUUAUACUUCUCUUAUGUCAGUUUAUUUCAAUGUGGGCGCUCCCGAGAAGGCAAUGAAACUUUACGAAGAGAUGAGGGGUAAAGGAAUUCACCCUUCGUUAGGGACCUAUGAUCUGCUGGUGGCUGGUCUUGAGAAGAGUGGGAAAGUAUCAGAAGCUGGAACUUACAGAAAGGAAAAGAAGAGGUGGUUGUUUGGGAACGUUUCGGAAAGUUCCAUCUCCUUGGAGGAAAGGAUAUGUGACCUUCUGUUUGCCCGGGAUGCUGCUGUCUCGCUCGUUGGUGCUUCCUGAGCAUAUUCCCAGUUCCUGAACUGUAUAUUCGUCUCUUCUUUUAUAUCGGAAGAAGACCAGACAUGCUCCUGCAUCUAGAGGAGCAAAGGGAAAUGGGUGGAUACCAAAUUUGAAAGAGGGAGUCGGCAGUUCCUUAAAAGGUACCGUCCUUAGCUGCUCUAAUUUGCUGUACAGUUCUUAAAUUAGUAUGAGGAAAAGAUAUAGCAGAUGACUCUCACGAACAUGGUGUCUGCUUAGAUUCUACAUUUGACCGAUCAUGUCGUGUCACUGACUCACCAACCAUAAACCGGAGCAACAGUGGCGGAAAGUAACAAAGCAUAAGGCAGUUGUCCCGCUUAAUUGUGGAAAGUGGUCGCCAUUGCUCCUGAAGCGGUUGAAGAAUAAGAGAAGGAAUCUCUGUUGUCUGUCGAUGCCAAAGCAGAACAAAAUUGCGGGAUAUUUUAUGGCAGUUAUCUAAGAUUCUCUCAGAUAUCAUAUUAUUUCUUAUCUUUAUCAUUA
Messenger RNA from Punica granatum (pomegranate), 2332 nucleotides. The record is from RefSeq and is a predicted model, not a curated record. NCBI's taxonomy places the organism in Eukaryota, Viridiplantae, Streptophyta, Magnoliopsida, Myrtales, Lythraceae.